UCCACGGACAGUGUCACGGGUCACUUUUAACAAGUUUAUCAAUAUAACAACAAUUGAAAUUGUGUAAACAAGGUUUAAGAAGAUUCAUCUAAAUGUCAGCCUUUUGUGAGCAAAGUUUAAAAUCACUGUUAUUUCCUUCGCACCUCGAUUUUCGGCUAAAUCCGUCAGUUUCUCAGAUUCGAGAAAAAAGUUUGCGUGUCCUGUGUGUGUUAUUGUUGCAAUAAUUUAAAAAAAUUAAGACGCGUUUCUCAAAAUGUUGGAGGGACUCGUUGCCUGGGUGCUCAAUAAUUAUCUGGGAAAGUACGUGGAAAAUUUGAACACCGAUCAGCUCAGCAUUGCUCUACUCUCAGGUGAAGUAGAACUUGAGAAUUUACCUUUAAAACGAGAAGCAUUGCGUCAUAUCGGCUUACCAGUUGAGGUCAAAGCAGGAUUCAUUGGUAAAGUUCGUGUGCAAGUACCUGUUAGACAAAUAAGAACUGCAUCAUGGGUGAUUGCGAUAGAACAACUCUACUUAGUGGCUGGACCAAUUUGUCUCGACGAGUAUGACAACGAAGCAGAGGAUCAAGCUAUUUUGGAUUAUAAACUAAGUCGACUUGAAGCUCUGGAAGCUAGAUGGCGUGCGGACACAGAACGUGAUCCUGGUUAUUAUGCAACAAGCUACAGUUCAUGGUUAAAUUACGGAACGUCCUUAGUGACAAACAUUAUCGAAAAUCUGCAGUUGAAUAUUAAAGAUGUCCAUUUACGAUACGAAGAUACCAAAGCACUUUCAGACGGUAGUGGAAUUGCUUUUGGAGUUAUAAUCGGAGGAUUAACAGCUCAAAGUUGCGAUGCGAGUUGGAUCCCAGGAUCCACCUCCUGGAAUCUCACCGAUGCGUCCUUCAAGCUCAUGGAAUUGGACGGACUCUCGGUCUAUUGGAAUCACUUGAAAGACGAGAAUUUCUUUGGAAACUUAAACCUCGGAGAUUUAGCAAUUGCGAUGAGCGAGUCGAAGAAAGUCAAGCAGAGUUAUAUUUUGUCACCCGUGAGUGCGAAAGCCCACAUAAAGAGAGACAGAUCUGAAAGGCCGUUACGUUCUCCCAAUAAACCAAGAAUUGUUUUAGACCUGUCUUUGGAUCAGGUGCCACUAGCUCUAACAGAUGAACAAUAUGAACAAAUGGUAAAAUGCAUCAAAGGACUGGAAGACAUAGAUCGAAGAAGGCGACAGUGGAGAUGCAGACCCGCAGUUUCCAUACACGAAUCGCCCAAAGAGUGGUGGAAAUAUAUGGCCCGUUGUUACAUCGGUCCUGGCAGUUUAAAAACAAAAAUGUCCUGGGAUGAUAUCUUGAAAAAAGGCAGAAAUAAUGUUGUCUACGUGGAGGCUUGUGCGAAAUUAUUAGGAACUCCAACUUCUAGUCUACCGCCCGAAAUCAAAAGACUAAAAGACGACAUGGAACAAGAACUUGGUUUCGAGGAACUUCGCGUCCUGCGAGAACUGGCAAUGGCGAAAGUCAGACCGCCAAACAUUCACUCCAGUUCGAAGAACUCGAGUCCAGAAGAGGCACGGGGAAUGUUGGUCCAGUGGUUCCCACAAUGGUGGGGCUGGUACUCAAGAGCUCCCAACAGCAGCGCACCUCCAAGUUCCUCCACCUUCGACGGAGAGCUUCUCGACGUUCUCUCCGACACCGUCGACGACGACACUCUUCUACGUCGAGACACCGUUUUCGGCCAGUUUAAUUUCGCCCUCUCGAAGGGCGCCAUUUCUCUGUGCACCUCAAAAAAUGACAGCUACUCGGCGAAAACGGUGAUGGAAUUGCAGUUCGAGAGAGUUCAUCUGACCUACGAAUCUCGCCCGAGGUCUGGCUCACACAAGUUCUACAUCAGUCUGGGCGCUCUCUUCUUGCACGACUAUUUGACGGAAAAUUCGACCUUUCCGAUUUUAAUCCAACCGCAAACUGUCCUCGGAUCGACUUCACGGCUCCGGAGUUCAUCGGAAAAAUUACUUACGCAGAUACCACAAUCGCUGUUCGAAUUGACCUACGAAAAAAGGCCACUGCAUCUAAGUGUUGAUCACUUGCUUCAAGUCAACUCAAGAUCCCUGGAUGUCGUUUACAAUCCUUUCGCGAUACUCUGGUUGAUUGAUUUUGUCUGCAAACCGCACAGAUAUUCGUCGAAUCAGAGACUCCAGGCCAUGAAACGCAGAACGCGUCGACAGCUUAUAAAAAAUUGGGAGCAAAUUCUCGAAGGGGAUUUUGACUAUCGCUCUUCCUGGGAUCUCCAGCUGAACAUUUCUGCACCGCAAAUUCUCCUGGUCGAAAAAUUUACCGAUUCUAAUGCAGCGGUCGUGGUUGUGGAUUUUGGACGACUGCAUUUGUCGAACAGCCUCGAGUCUGGUGAAGUUAUUCUCCGACCUGGAUCGCCCGGCUCGGACAACGAAGAUGAGAGAUUCGAAACUCCGUGCUCGACUCCACCAGGAAGCCAGGAAAAUGGAUCUCUCAACGAUUUCCAAUUGUCGGAGGCGACAUUGCACAAAAAGUUGUAUGACCAUUACAGCGUAGAUUUGUCCGAUCUUCAGAUUCUCGUUGGAAAGGUAAAAGAUAAUUGGAAGCAUGCGAGGACGAGAGGAAUGUCUAGUCUUCAUGUUCUCGAAAGAUUCAACAUUUCUUUACAAAUUGAAAGACGAGUUGUCACGACAGCUGACCCGCAAUUCCCGUCCAUCACAAUCUCAGGAAACUUGCCAAGAUUGGUAGUCCACGUGAAUGAGCAGAAAGUGGAAGUAAUUCGGUCAAUGUAUCACUUGUUGUCGAGCUUAUCCAGCUCUGCUGGCCAGUCAAGAGUGGCUGUCGAUCUGGAACCGGAGAGUCCCAAAAAGGAGGAAAGCGUCGACCGAACUUUGAGUCGCGUCAUGAUGCUCCAAUUCAUCAUCGACCAGAUGACUUUCGAGUUGCAAUCACGCGGACGCAGCGUCGCGGAGCUUCAAGUUUCCGGCGUCCGAGCGGCACUCAGCAAGAGGCCAGCCGACUUGAGCGCAUCUCUCUCGGUUCAUGGAUUACUUCUGGUAGACGCGCUGCAGGAAUUCGGGCCAGAUUUCGAACUCCUUGUGGCGAGCCACAAACACGUAGGAAUGGACAGCAUCUCUGGAAGUUUGAGGGACUCUGAACCAACAUCUCCCGUCUCUCCCGUAUCUCCUGGCUCGCCAGAGCCAGGAUUACCUCGACGCUUGACUUCUCCACUCGCUCUAACUCAUGCGCUCUCCAGUCUCGCUCACGACUCGAAGAGUCCUUACUCGCCAAGAAAUAAUUCCUCGAUUGGAUUGGAUCAACUUGAUUCGGAGGCGCUGAUCGUGAUAGAACUCACCCUCGUUGAAGAUACUAUCGAGACCUUGAGAAUGGCUAAUAUACAGUUCAACAAUCUCGACAUAAUAGCGAACCAGGAAACAAUCGUCGAGCUGAUGGGCUUUGCGAGAAGGCUCUUCCCGGUGCAGAAAUCUCGGACGAAAAACAUGCAGCGAUACGAGUCCUUGACGAGUUUAACGUCGGAAUUUAAAGCGACGAGAACAGAAAUCACCUUCGAUUUUCAUAGAUUAAAUGUACUUCUGCUUCGGGCAGUCAUGCAGGAGAGUCACUUGGUAGGACAGAAAAUAGCUACAGCAACCAUGUCGGACGCGAGGAUUCAGGCAACGCUUUCGUCCAACUACUCGAUUUCGGGAUCACUGGGGGGUCUGCAGGUUUUGGAUCAAACUCUGAUCGGAAAGACACAUCAGAGAAUUAUCAGCGUUGGACGGGAUCCUCUAGCCGAUCCUCCACACCAUCCUCUCGAACAUUUCUCAAGUCUCACCAAGCCUACAGAAGCUUUUCGAUUCUCGGCCAGUCGAAGCUUCAAACAGUCGGAUUUAGAUGGUUUAGAAACGGUAGCGGACAUCACGAUUCGCGUUGGUAGCGUUUGGUACACACACGCGCCCCAUUUAAUUUCGGAACUUCGCUCCUGCGCUGAUGAAUUCAAGCAGUAUCUAAGCAACCUCGCGCGACAAAUUGGAGCGGCUGCGACUGACAUGGCGAUAGGUUUAGUGCAGGCGGAAGAUUGGACGAUACCGCAGCGGAAGCGUCUGCCCAGUUUUUCAAUGGAAGGCACCGAAAAUUCCGGAAGCUUGUCGCUUAAACUCGACGUGGUUUUGGACAGUCCUGUUUUAGUGAUCCCGAGAGCUUCACACAGUCCUCAAGUGUUUGUCGCGCACUUGGGAACCAUGUCGCUCCAGCACGAGCCCUUGGCAGGAGCAACAAGGCACAAAUUGAGUUUAGAAGUGCGCGACAUGAAUUUGUACUCCCUGGACGUUUCUUCAAAGUUGAACCAAGUCCAGAGCAAUCUUCCUGUUCGGGCCGAGGAAAUGUACAGCUGUAAAGAAUCUGGCAAGCCUAUAUUACAUGACACCUUGCUGAGAGUUGUCGUCGAAAAGGAAAGAAUCACACAGCUUCAGAGUCCAGGAUUUUUAGGUGAAGACACUCCACCAAACCCGAUUCUUCAAGUUCACGGCGUGGUGGUCACGCCUUUGAAAGUCUCCUUGACUCGUGCUCAAUACGAACAAUUGCUGGAUACGAUUCAUCGGCUCUUCUCGAUAUCCGUGAUGGAACCAGUUCAAAAACCGCAAACUGCAACCACAGUAUCCUACUCGGAAAAGUUGUCCUAUUCGGAAAAGUUUGAUCUUUCCCUGAAAGUUUUGUUUGAGUUGCCAGCCCUGAGUGUCGAACUGAAACAAGAUCGUUUGGAACAGCCGCUCGUGGAGCUUUCAAUGCGAGACUUUGUUGCGAAAUACGAGAAACUACACAAAAAUGAAUCAACAACUCAAGUCUCGCUUCGCUCCCUCUUGAUGGAAGAUCUUCUGUGUCCUGUUGGUUCCAGACAUCGAUUUAUGAUGCAGUCUUCUGUUCCCACUCGUGCCAGGUUACCGGUUGGAGUUUCCAAGUCGUGUCCGGACAUAGCAUACAUGCAAAGAUGGAGAACUGACUGCAGCGGGAGUUUGCCGGACAGAUUGGAAACUGACACUCUCUAUGGAGCAGUGCCUGCUCACUGGCGAAGAAACGCUUCUGGAGAGGAGACCCCAGAUACGCCGCCUCCAUCCCCAGGUGCUGUGACGAGCGAAGAAAAUUUGGUACUAAUCAGCAUCACCAUGACUCAGCCAGAGAGCGUCAGGGAUCAGAAGAUCAGCAAGUCCGUGAGCGUUGAUUUCAAUUGCUUGGAUCUAGUCGUGAGCGUCGAAUCCUGGAUGGUAGUUCUUGAUUUUCUCGGAAUUGGCACACCAAGCACGGAUGCUGUGGAUGCCGCUCAACAAACAUCAACAGAAGUGGAGCUAAAUCAGAAUGAACUGCCUCUCCAUUCCGAAACAGAGUUAGAAAUCCGAUCUUUGACUCUAGUUUUGACACAAUCAGACCGUGAAAUAGCGAAAGCAAACGUGUCUAAUGCAAGCAUGCACAUUUUGAAAACAACUGGAAUUACGAAGAUAUCAGGGUCUUUGGGGUCCAUGUCUCUCUUGGAUUUGACUCCACAUGGUAGAUUUUACAGGGAGCGAUUCCUUUCGUCGGGCAGAAAGGCACUAAACUUUCAGUACUCGAGUUACUCAGAUUCGGAAAAAAGGCCUCACGACGCACACCUGAAACUCCAAAUGUCUGCCGUUCAUUACGUCCACACUCAGAGAUUCGUCGCUGAACUGCAGGCAUUUUUCUCUCACUUUUCACAACUGCGGACCAUUAUGGCCAAUUUGCGAGCCGGUGGAAGUGCGACUAUUAACUUGAACAAAAGGGACAUGCGACUCUCAUUGGAACUUCACGCCGGAGCGCCCGUCAUUUUGAUUCCUGUGAGCUCCAGAUCUGACGAGUUGAUUCUUCUCGACCUGGGGGAAUUGACUGCACACAAUUCCUUUAGUUUUUCCAGCGCCAUGGAGGAGUGUCUCUUGGACGUAAUGUUCCUAGAGUUGGUGAACAUGGACGUUUACGCAGCCCGGAGAUUAAAAACUGAGACCACUGAGGGUGUCGAUACUUUGUCAGUCGGAGGGGCUGUGAUUCAAAAAUCUGGGCCUUCUCUUCUAACAGAGAAGUGUCAUCUAAAACUGAGAGUCGAGAGAAAUCUCGACACGUACAUCAGUCGAGAUAUUCCCGACUUGAGUAUCCAUGGAACGCUUUCGACCAUGGAUUGUGCACUAGAUCCAGCUCAGUAUAUGUUGAUCCGCGGCCUCUUGUCAUACAACAUUGGGGAGAAUUUGGACGAUCUUCGUCUUUUCAUGCAGGAUCUAAACGAGGCGCAAUUCACAAUUAAUGAUAACGAUCUUCAGGGGAAAGUGUGGACAAAAUCAUACAUAAGCUUGGAAUUGUUGAACGUCACGCUCAAGUUACGUCCUCAUCAUGGAAUUGCGGCCCUCGCGUGCGUAAACUUUAUCAAAUCAAAGUUGACACUCGACUCGUUGAGUGAUGGCUCGCAAGACAUCGAUUUGGUCUCGCAGGAGAUACUGGUGACUGACACCAGAUUCCAGGACGAACCAGUUAACCGAAGAUCCAACGUUUUCACGGCGAUUCUCCAGCCUCUGCGGAACUCCGUCUGCUUGGAGGAUCGCGUUCAGGCUGAGAUACAUCACAGGAAGAGGAAGAGCUGCAUAGCAACGACAAUUUUACUCCACAGUAUGCGACUCACUGCGAUCCUGGAUUGGUGGGAGGCAGUCAAAGACUUUCUCAUCCUGAAUUCUGCUGAACCAGAACCAAUACUAGGAACCGUUCAGGUACUUUUGCCGCUGGAGAGUGACAAUGAAGACAAUGCCAGUACUCUCACGACGCCCUUCGAACUCAAAUUGAACAUAACGGACUCCGAGCUCGUCAUCGUCGAAGACACCUCUCUCUGGGACACAAACGCAGUUAUUUUGAAGUGCACCGCAGUCCUCACCUACAAAUCAACGCCUCAAGACAGCGAGAAAUUGCUCUCGUGUAAUCUAUCCCACUGCGAACUCUUUUCUUGUAUCCUCGGUCUGGAAGAUGAAACCGCGCUCUCAAUUAUCGACCCAGUUGGUGCUAGUUUGGAAGUGACUCAAGAUAUGGCUCUGGAGAUUCAACUGCAGCCUUUAAGUGUCAGGCUAAGUUACCAUGACGUGAAUAUGUUUUCCAGAAUGUUAAGAUCCCUUCCGAAACAAACCCUCUGGGCAAAACAAAGAUCGAAUGAGCCACCAGCCAAUGCCAAGGCUCACGUGACCAAGUUGUCUGCAUUGGGCUUUGCUGAAACUGACUGUGAAACUGCUCUGGACAGAUGCGAUGGAAAAUUGGAUGAUGCGGCUUUAUGGCUAACACAAAAUGCUGUUCCAAGCGCUGAUAGUGCCAAGAGAGAUUUUUUCUUCAGGGUUGUCAAAUUGGAAACAUCCUGUUUGAGAAUCUGCAUCAUCGAUGAUUGUAGAGAUGCGGAUGUUCCACUCCUUGAACUGACCCUGCUAGAUUUGACCAUGAGGCAAAGCUACGCCGGUCCGGGUGUGAUUUCCGGUACUUUUGGUCUCGAUUACUACAACCGAGUCCUCAGCGGCUGGGAACCAUUUAUGGAACAGUGGAAAGCGAUAGUUCAGUGGGAGCAGACACUCUCGAGUAGUUUGAACGCCAAGCGUCUCGAGAUUCGUGUCGAUUCUCAAGACUCGGUGAACAUGAAUAUAACUUCGACUCUAGUCGAGCUGGUGACGCUGGUCAAACAUAAUUGGACCCAAGACUACUAUGUGACGAGCAGUUCUUCGAUGAACAAGUCUGGAUCGGGACAGAGCUAUCGGCGACGUUCUCCAUUUGUGCCUUUUGCUUUGAAGAACGAGACUGGUUCCAAACUCUGGUUCAAGACUCUGAUCGCAACAGCCAACGACACGAGAGAUUUGGAUUGGAAUUUUGUGGAGAAAAGAACCUUGGAGGUGGAUGAGAGUUGGCUAGAAGUGGGCAAUGGUGAUACGAUUCCUUUCACGUUUGAAGGAAGAGGAAAGCUGAGACAUCAUUCAACGCAUAUCGCGAGAAGACAUCAAGUUGCAGUUCUGCUGGAGGGUUGGAAUGUUACGGAUCCAGUGACGGUGGACAGAGUCGGUGUUUAUUUUAGGUAUGCACACACUGAUAUCAAAGGUUCUAAGCUCGCAUCGAAAACCAGGUUGAUCUUCAACAUAGAACUGGAAGGGUCAGCCAGAAAACUCGUAACAGUUCGCUCAGCUCUACAAAUUAUCAACAAAUUAGGUUACACUCUCGACAUAAAACUAGAAAAUGCCCUGAAUUUCGGCUCCUAUCCUGUGCAAUCCAUAAGUGGAAAAAUUCUUCAGGUGGCCGCUGAAUCCCAGAUUUCAAUACCAAUCACCUACACUGGUGUAUUGAUGAGUCUAAGACCCCUGCAUCCUAGCAACUCUUUUCAGUACUGCACGCAACCGAUUGACUGGACGAUAGUGAAGAAGCCAUUGGAAGUUAUCGAAACUCCUGCCAUUUGUCGCACUAACAAGGAUGAUGUCUUCCGCAUGUCUAUCGCCAUAAAAAGAGACAAUUAUCCGCCCGACAUCAGUCAAACAAUACCAGGACACCGAAUCACAAUACUAGCACCAAUCACUAUAACAAAUUUACUUCCACACGAAGUUUUCUACAGCGCUGGGACUGAAUCCGGCCGAAUAUUACCUGGAGGAACUGCUGAUUUGCACUCUACGAAUCUGGAUGAGCAAUUGGAUAUAAAAAUCCAGUUAGAUGGAUAUCCAGGAGCUGGAUUUGUACUCUUGCCUCAAGGCAGCAACUCCUUCACUGGACGGAUUCGCUUGUCGGAUUCCGCAGGACGAUUCUUAUUCCUCCAAGCAGCCGUCGUCGUCGAGAAGGGUUCAGCUGUCCGAAUAAAUAUCACCUCUCCCUACUGGAUCAUCAACAAAACGGGCUUGCCUCUCGUCUUUAGACAGGAAGGUGUAGGCGUCGAGUUUGCCGGACAGUUUGAAGAGCACGAGAAGGCAAGAAUGGUCGCGCCCUUGCUCUUUUCUUUCAGCGAUGAAGAAGCCAGUAGGACCCUCUCUGUUCGAGUCGGGACUGGUGUCCAUCCGAAUGGAAUUCCACAGUGGUCUCAGCACUUUCACCUGCAACUGGGCGUUCAAGUUCAUCGGCUGAGAGUUACUCUGCGAGAUGGUAGACCUGACAUUGUUUAUUUAAUUGGCGUGGCAGCUAGAGCUGCCCGUGGAAGAUACAGCGCGACAACUGUUGUCACUCUCUCGCCGAGGUAUCAACUGCACAAUAGGUCUUCUUGUACCUUGGAACUCGCGCAGAAGAGCUUCACGACCACCAUCAGUCAUCCGGAUGCACAAGCGACUUAUAUCACAGCCAUGCCUGAUUGCCAUAUGCCCUUCCACUGGCCAAGAUUGGACAAGGAUCAGCUGCUUUGUGUCAGAAUUAUAGAGGUUCCCCACUGCAUGUGGUCGGGUGGAAUAGUUAUCCAGGGAAAUCAUUCUCUCACGAUAAAUGUAAGAGAUAUGGGUGGCAAGAUGUACUUUCUGAGGGUGGAUGUCGUUCUUCAGGAGAGCACAUAUUUUAUCGUCUUCACUGAUGCUGACACGAUGCCGCCUCCAAUCAGAGUGGAUAAUUUCUCGGAAGUUCCACUCUUUAUCAAUCAGAAUUCAGUACCUGACAACCUGCAAUGGACUGUGAGACCUCACUCAUCAGUUCCUUAUGCACUCGAUGAACCAACUUUAGCUGCGGAACUGACAGUUACCGCUCCAGGAGGAGUUUCAGCUUCUUACGAUUUAAAUUUACUCGGUGAAUGCAGAGGACUGACCUAUGAAAACUUUAUUUAUAUCGCCUUCACAGGAACGUUUAAAGACGAUGGAGACCUGGGAACAAGUGAGAACAGUCUGGAUCCAUUGGAUGUAGAAACUCAAAGAUUAGUUUUAGAAGCUGGGCCUGGAGGAUUGGUUGCCCUGCGCAGAAAACAGUACGGAGCAAGAUCCCAACUAUGGAGAAUGACUGGGAGUGGACAACUUCAACACGAAGGGUCUAGUCCUCCACGUGACAAACACACGAGAGCUCCCGACACCGUUUUGGUUUUGGAUAUUGCUGGCACAGCUCCUCAACCAUUCACGUAUUGUGGACUUGCAUUGCGAAGACCAGAUCCUCGUAGAAAAUCCACUCAAACCUGGAGAUUCACUGAUGAUGGGAGAUUAUGCUGCGCACACCGAAAUAUGUGUGUUCAGUCAAAAGAUGGUUUUAUGGGACUUAACGAAGGCGGCAGUGUCGCCCGUUGGCAAAUGUGGAGUGAAGCAGUCUUGGGACCUGAAACUCACUGCAGUCCUCCUCCAAUUGAACAGCGUGUAAGCAGGCAAAGACUGAGACCCGGUUCUGGAUUUUUGUCCAUCAGAGUCACGACUGAUGGACCUACUCGAGUGCUGCAAAUACUUGACAUAAAAGAAAGAAAACGAACAUUUGCCCUCUUGGAAGAGCGCGACUGGUUGAACAUCGCGAUCAACCAGCGGCCGACUCAAUCAAGCCACGAGGAAAAUCCAGAUUCUCGAGAACUCCACCUGAACGUCAGCUUGCAAGCCGGUCUCGGCCUGUCCAUCGUUUCACGCCAGCCCGCAGAGGAAUUGAUAUUCACUCGAUUUGCGGGAAUCACUCUCGACUUCAUGAUGACACCAGCCAGCACAAAUUUGAAUCUCAGCGUCGACGACGUUCAAGUCGACAACCAGCUUUUCGAGGCACAUUGCACAUCUGUCCUCUACAUUUCGCGAGCGAGUCGCGGCGAGAAUGACGCGCGACCGGCGAUUCAUGUCGCCGCUGAAAAAUUGCCCUCGAAAAACCAGAAUGCAGAGAUCUACAAACAUCUGGUCGUGAGCAUCAAGCCGAUGUGCGUGCAUCUGGAGGAGAGGCUCAUUUUGAAAGUGGCGGCUUUUAUUGGCGCUGGAAGAUCCGAACUCGAAGUUCCUGUCGAUGAAAAUGACUUCAAUGCUCAAAAAUUCAUUUCUAAUGUUUCUGCGGCUCAUGCGAAACGAUACUACUUUGGGGCUUUGAAACUCGUACCGAGUCAAGUUAAAUUGAGUGUUUUGACAGCUACGAAAUUGCCCAGUCAUCUCCAGGCGAUCAAGAAAAAAUUGGGAUUAACGUUAAUUAAAUUCGAGGACGCUACUAUUGAUCUGGAACCAUUUAUUAGGAUGCAUCCCUUCGAAAGCAGACAAUUUUUGAUGCACUCGAUCGUAAAACACUACAUAGAUGAGCUGAAGUGGCAGGCGGCAGUAAUCCUCGGAUCUGUCGAUUUCCUCGGAAACCCCCUUGGUUUCGUCAACGAUGUUUCCGAAGGAGUUUCUAGUUUCAUAAUGGAAGGAAACGUAAAAACGUUAGUGAAGAACGUGACCCACGGGCUUUCCAAUUCCGCUGCCAAAGUCACGGAAACUUUAUCCGAUGGACUGGGUCGAGUGAUAAUGGACGAGAGACACGAGGAAACUCGACAGAGGAUUCGUGCCAAUACUUCCGGAAGUAGUGAUCACUUGCUGGCGGGCUUGAAAGGAUUGGGUUUUGGCAUUUUGGGUGGAGUUACGAGUAUCGUCAAGCAAACUUAUGACGGAGCGGCAAACGAAGGAUUUCCUGGAUUCUUCGCCGGAUUGGGAAAAGGCGUAGUGGGGACGGUAACGAAACCAGUUGUUGGAAUGUUGGAUCUUGCAUCAGAAACGGCGACAGCUAUUCGCGAAACAAGCCGAAGUGCUCAUCGAGUGAUACCAAAACGAGAUCGACUGCCGCGAGUCGCUAGCGGCCCGGCGGGUCUCCUACCCCCUUACAGUUACCAGCAGGCCGAGGGUCAAGAAUUUCUCUAUAUCAUAAAUAAUCGGGACUAUUCGGAACUGUUCGUGGCCUACGAGUGUUUGCGGAGUGGCGCGGAUAAUCUGAAAGUUCUAGUGUCGAAUGAAAGAGUUCGCAUCAUUUCUGGAGGCACGAAGGGAGUCGUGACGGAAGUUAGUUUGGCCGAUCUGCUCCAGUGUCAACCAACCCACAAACUUGAGAGUAAUGGCCUUACUCUUCAUUACAUAGAAUUAACUUCGAGAGAUUCAGUCGCUUCGACUAAUCUCGUUGGAUCUGAGGUGCUAAGAAGACCAAAGGUUAGAUGCGACAAUGAAGCCGUUGCUAAAUGGGUUUCCCAACAAAUCAACUAUGCCAAAGGAAUGCAUGAAGAGCGCAGUUUGACUCUGAUGUCAUCAGACAACAUGCUGGACGACAUCCAGAGCUAUACGUAAAGAGAAAAUGAGCACUUUAGUCGAAAGUUUUUCUACUUUGUUACCCUUUAUUUACCGGCCGUUUUAAAUUUAAGUGUAGAUGUUGAUCCCCUGUCCUUCCUUACAAGUCGACUCGACAAUGCCUUAAUCUUGGCGUUACAUUGUUAUAAGACUGAUUCGUUACAAAUGUAGAUUGUUAUCAACUACCAGACUUGAAGGGUUAAAAGGUCACGAAUUAACAAAACAAAAAAAUCACGUCUCAAAACACAUUUAGCUGUAAAAUAGUUGUUAAUCUACCGUUUGAAACGUACUAGAUUAAGUGAAUUCUUAGAUGAAUUCGAGACAUGAUGAAGAUUAUGCGGAAUCAAAAAAAAAAAAAAA
Molecule: messenger RNA, 12562 nt
Organism: Belonocnema kinseyi
Lineage: Eukaryota; Metazoa; Arthropoda; Insecta; Hymenoptera; Cynipidae
Gene: Vps13D
Product: vacuolar protein sorting-associated protein 13D
Exons: 21
Coding region: 254-12202 (3982 amino acids)
Biological process (GO): mitochondrion organization; protein retention in Golgi apparatus; protein targeting to vacuole
Cellular component (GO): extrinsic component of membrane
Source: RefSeq, a predicted model, not a curated record